This is a messenger RNA of Durusdinium trenchii, 3216 nucleotides long. The record is from the annotation of a GenBank genome assembly. NCBI's taxonomy places the organism in Eukaryota, Dinophyceae, Suessiales, Symbiodiniaceae.
CCCAAACCACUCCCAGCCUGGCCAGGAAAAGCAAUACCCUAUAUAAAUGAUGGGGAAUGAGUCAGAAUGAGGUACAAGUAGCAAUAAUACUAGCUCUAACAAAAGUCAAUAGCUUGGAAAUACUCCCGGAGAGUUCAACGUGCCAAUGAUCAACAGAGUCAAUAUAGAGUACGCAAGUAUCCGAGCUGUUCUGAGGUGAAUGCAACAUGUCUUUGUCUGCACCUUUCGAGCCAGGGAAUUUUAACUGCUGAGUGAACUCCCCAGGUUUUGCGGUCCUCAAGAGGGCUUGCUGAAGCCCAAGUCAGAGGUUUGUCAACUAAGUCAGGCAUCAGGCGAGCUACAGUAUGUUAGCAGAGGCACAUUCGAGAAGCUGCAACAAAAUGACACACUAUGACACAAACAGACCUGAAUUGCUAUGACGUAAGUUGGCACUUUUGAACACUUGUCUUGCCUGCUGCAAACGAGCGUAGCCUUGGCCUCGGUUCCUUGCAAAAGGAGCAGCUUGUUUUUGCAAUAUAAAAGCCAACGCAGGCAAUGAAUCGUAGAUGUAAGGCUUUCUGUUUUGAUAUUGGAAUGCAUACUCAGGUGGCAGCAAGUUUUGUCACGUGCGAUUGCCAAGUCAAUAGUUUGGGCAUAUUUCCUAGUUGGUUGGAGGUAUCUAUGACAGCCCUGCACAACGGCUCUGAAAAUUCAGAGAGCUUGUGGACUAUCAUAUGGCAAAGUCCUGUGUUUGUUUGUGCCUUCCUGGCCAGGGAACCUGAAGUACCCAAACGAAAGCAGCCUUAGCCGCUUCAGCCUUGGCCUUGGUGCCUCGUGGAAAGAGCGCCUUGCUUUUGCAAUGUGAAAGGCAAGCUGAGGCACCACAUCGCAGGUGCAAUAGUUUGGACAUACUCGCUAGUGGUUGGAAGUAUCUUUGACUGCGCUGCGCAAUAUUUUUGAACGAUCCCGGAGCUUGCAGACCAUCAUAUGUCAUAUGCAACAUGUCUUUGUUUGGGCCCUUCGUGUCAGGGGGUCUCAAAGGCCUAAAUGAAAGCAGCCUUAGCAUGGGCCUCUGUUCCUUGUACAGAGAGCUUGCUUUUGCGAGGCAGAAGGCCAGCUGAGGUGAUCCAUCAUAGAUGCAGGAUUUUCGACAAGGCUGGAAUGCAAACUCAGGUGGCUGCAAGCUGCGUCAUGUCCGAUUGCCAAGCCAAUAGGUUGGACAUAUUUCCUAGUAUGUUGGAAGAAGGGUGGUGGCCGAUCCAAUCGGAGUUUACCGAACGAUCUCAAAAAAUAUCGACUGUAAACAUGGUCUUUGGCAACCUCUACCGAAGACGGUCCGCCGGCACCUCUGAAGAUGUGGACCUGGUAUAACGCCAAAUGAUUGGGGCAAUGAAUGGUGGGAGAGAUUCUUCUUUGCAGAAAGAAUCUUGAUAUGUCCUGAUCCUCUUUGGUACGUGCCUUGAUCCAUAUCGGCUACCAUACCGCGUAGAAGACAGAAAGCCUUUGCCUUCUAGUCUAAGGCAUCUCAGCGCUUCAAUUUCUUCAACAUUUUGUUAGAAGCUACGCAUAUCAAGAAUACAGUUGCGAAUUGGGUCAUGUAUACUGGGUACUAGUGAGAUGGGAUCUUGUGGACAUCCGAAAUUUCUGCAUGAGUAAGAUGAGAUAGGAUUGUCCUAGCAAAAAGGAGGUAACAGCCUUCCGGGCUGUUCCAAGGUGUAUGCAGCAUGUAUUUGUCUACUCCUUUCGAGCCAGGGAAUUUUAACUGCUGAGUGAACUCCCCAGGUUUUGCGGUCCUCAAGAAGGCUUGAUGAAGCCCAAGUCAGAGGUUUGUCAGUUUGUCAAGUAAGUCAGGCAUCAGGCCAGCUACAGUAUGUUAGCAGAGGCACAUUCGAGAAGCUGCAACAAAAUGACACACUAUGACACAAACAGACCUGAAUUGCUAUGACGUAAGUUGGCACUUUUGAACACUUGUCUUGCCUGCUGCAAAUCAGCCUAGCCUUGGCCUCGGUUCCUUGCAAAAGGAGCAGCUUGUUUUUGCAAUAUGAAAGCCAACGCAGGCAAUGAAUCGUAGAUGUAAGGCUUUCUGUUUUGAUAUUGGAAUGCAUACUCAGGUGGCAGCAAGUUUUGUCACGUGCGAUUGCCAAGUCAAUAGUUUGGGCAUAUUUCCUAGUUGGUUGGAGGUAUCUAUGACAGCACUGCACAACGGCUCUGAAAAUUCAGAGAGCUUGUGGACAAUAUGGCAAAGUCCUGUGUUUGUUUGUGCCUUCCUGGCCAGGGAACCCGAAGUACCCAAACGAAAGCAGCCAUAGCCGCUUCAGCCUUGGCCUUGGUGCCUUGUGGAAAGAGUGCUUUGCUUUUGCAAUGUGGCAGGCAAGCUCAGGCACCACAUCGCGGAUGCCAGAUUCUUCAUUUGGGUGGUAGAAUGCCUACCCCGGUGACAGCAACUUGCGCAAUGUGCGAUUGCCAGGUCAAUCGUGUGGACACAUUUGCUUGUGGUUCAAAGUAUUUUUGAGAGCCAGGUUCUGAAAGCUCCAGGAGCUUGCAGACCACCAUAUGUGAUAUGCAACAUGUCUGAAUCUGUGCCUUUGUUCCUUGAAUAAAGAGAUUGCUUUUGCGAUGCAGAAGGCCAGCUGAGGUGAUCCAUCAUAGAUGCAGGAAUUUCCACAAUGCUGGAACACAUACGCAGGUGGCAGCAAGUUUCGCUAUGUGCGAUUGCGGUUGUUUUGAAUUUGGAAGUACCUUUGAUGGCACCGCACAAAAGUUCUGAAACAUCUUAAGCCUUCUGGGCUGUCGUAAGGUGUAUGCAACAUGUGUUUGUCCACACCUUUCGACAAGGCUGGAAUGCAAACUCAGGUGGCUGCAAGCUGCGUCAUGUCCGAUUGCCAAGCCAAUAGGUUGGACAUAUUUCCUAGUAUGUUGGAAGAAGGGUGGUGGCCGAUCCAAUCGGAGUUUACCGAACGAUCUCAAAAAAUAUCGACUGUAAACAUGGUCUUUGGCAACCUCUACCGAAGACGGUCCGCCGGCACCUCUGAAGAUGUCAGGGAAAGUGUCAGGGCAUGGACCUGGUCAGGCAAGCUGAGCUCGUGUCACCGGGCUUGCCUUCGAGAUGGUUGAAUGGCCGAGGAGGCUCUUUUAACUCCCGCCCCCUGUUUUUGGUUACCAUGCCGCGUAGGAGACAAAAACCCUUGCCUGCCUUCUAGUCUAAGGCAUCUCAGCGCUUCAAUUUCUUCAACAUUU